Molecule: messenger RNA, 1734 nt
Organism: Microthlaspi erraticum
Lineage: Eukaryota; Viridiplantae; Streptophyta; Magnoliopsida; Brassicales; Brassicaceae
Source: the annotation of a GenBank genome assembly
AUGGCGGUCGCGAAAUCGGAAAUGCAGGAGCUAGGAAACUCGCAUUCCUCUAGGUUUGCUACGCUCUACGUCGGCGAUCUUAGUCCGGACGUGACGGAGGAAGAUCUCACCCGCAAAUUCUCUCUGACUGUUCCCGUCGUCUCCGUUCAUCUUUGCCGCGACUCCGUCACCGGAAAAUCCAUGCGCUACGCUUACGUCAACUUCGAUUCUCCCUUUAGCGCAUCGAAUGCUAUGGCUUGCUUAAACCACACUGAGUUGAAGGGGGAAACAAUGCGAAUAAUGUGGGCUCAGAAAGAUCUCGCAUACCGUCGUAGUAGUGGAAUCGGAAAUCUCUUCGUUAAGAAUCUCGACAGCUCCAUCACUAGCAGUUGCUUAGAGCGAAUGUUCAACCCCUUUGGAGCCAUACUUUCUUGCAAAGUCGCUGAAGAGAAUGGCCAAAGUAAAGGUUUUGGGUUUGUUCAGUUUGAUACAGAACAAUCUGCUGUAGCUGCUCGUUGUGCGCUCCAUGGUACUAUGGUUGAUGGCAAGAGACUGUUUGUAGCUAAGUUCAUCAACAAGAGUGAAAGAGCAGCUACGCCAGGAAAUCAAGAAUUCACAAACGUUUAUGUGAAGAAUCUGCUUGAGUAUGUCACAGAGGAUACUCUGCUUGGACUAUUUUCUCAUUAUGGGACAGUCUCUAGUGCUGUGGUUAUGAGGGAUGGCAUGGGGAGAUCGCGAGGUUUUGGAUUUGUUGACUUCUGCCAUCCAGAAAGUGCUAAGAAAGCUGUGGAGUCUCUCAAUGGACGACAAACUGGUGUAGGAUCGAAGAAGCUAUUUGUUGCCAUGGCUCUGAAAAAAGCAGAAAGGAUGGAGAUGCUGAAACAGAAACACACUGACAACUUUAUUCCCAAGUUUAACAUGGAGCUGUCUAAUCUGUACGUGAAGAACUUGAGGGAAUCAGUGGACGAAACAAGGCUGCGAGAAAUAUUUGGAAGCCACGGGAAAAUAGUCUCAGCCAAAGUGAUACGUUAUGAGAAUGGCAAAAGUAAAGGAUUCGGCUUUGUGGGUUUCUCUAACCCUGAAGAGUCCAAACAGGCUAAAAGAGAGCUCAAUGGGGUUUCAGUUGAUGGCAAACCACUUGUUGUUCGAGUUGCUGAGCGCAAAGAGGAUCGAUUGAAGAGGAUGCAGCAAUAUUUCCAAGCACAACCACGCCAUUAUACACAAGCUCCUCCAGUCACUAUGCAAGUUCAUCGAGUCCCUAUGCAAGUUCCUCGAGUCCCUAUGCCAGUUCCUCGAGUCCCUACGAAAUCUCCUCCUGUCCCUAUGCAAGCUCCUCGAGUCCCUACGAAAUCUCCUCCUGUCCCUGCACCAGCUCAGCCAAUCCCCACCUCUAUGCCCAGCUCACAUGGGUAUCUGCAGCCAUUUCAUUUUGGGGCAUCUUAUUACUACAUGGGCACUCAGUUACCACAAAUGUUGGGUCACCAAAACAUCACCACCUACAUUCCAGCUGGCGAAGCUCAUGUGCAGGAGAAAAGAUCAAUGCAAGUGGUCUACAAGCACCCGGCUUAUACCUUUGCCAAGAGUGGUGCUAAACAGAAGCUGGUCUUUAAGGGAGAAGUUAACAAGAAGGUAGAGGCAGCCACUUGCUCCAAAGCGAUGACAUCUGAAGAACUUCAAAAAGCAUCGUCCGUCUUGAUCGCAAUGUUGUCACCAAACAAGAAGCCAGAGACCUCCGGAAAAAUUCAAGUUGCUUAA